Empidonax traillii (willow flycatcher) is the source of this 1727-nucleotide messenger RNA. RefSeq names its product HLA class II histocompatibility antigen, DRB1-4 beta chain-like. The record is from RefSeq and is a predicted model, not a curated record. Lineage: Eukaryota; Metazoa; Chordata; Aves; Passeriformes; Tyrannidae. Gene Ontology annotation, cellular component: membrane; MHC class II protein complex; external side of plasma membrane. Gene Ontology annotation, biological process: antigen processing and presentation; immune response.
ACCAACACCCCCCUGCACCCCCUUUCCCAGCCAUCCUGGCUCUCCUCACCCCAUGAGCCCUCUUUCCCCAACACUAAGGCCCCCUGGGCCCCCCUUUCGUGGGCACAGGGACCCCUGGAUGCCCCAUCCCACCUCUCCCAGUCGCUACACCCUCCUUUCUUUGGCCCUGGGAUCUCCAAACCCCCUUUGUGGGUCUCCCAGCUCUCCCAGUUCCCCCUUUCCUUGACCCAUGACCCCCCUGGACCUCCCAAAUCUCUGUGUCCCCCCAGUUCUCCACUCCCUGCAUUACUUGAACGUGGCAGUGAUGGAGCCCAGCCUGGGGAUCCCUCAAUUCAUGGAUUUGGGAUACCUGGACGGGAUCCCCAUCACGCGCUACGACAGUGAGCGGCACUGGGAGAAGCCGCUGACGCCGUGGAUGGCAGCUGGAACUGAGCCAGAAUAUUGGGAGGAGGAGACCCAGAUCAGCGAGAGGAACCGGAUCGUGGCUGCUGCCAGCCUGGAGAGAGUGGGGGCCCGGUACAACUGGAGUGGGGGUCUCCACACGUGGCAGUGGCUUUCUGGCUGUGACCUCCUGUCCAACGGGAGCGUCCGCAGAACCCUUCGACUUGGCUAUGACGGGCGGGAUUUCAUCUCCUUCUCCCCGGAGAGCGGGACCUUCGUGGCGGCCGAUGGAGCUGCCCAGAUCACCCAGAGGAAAUGGAGAUCUGAAGGGUACAAGGAUCUUCAACAAGACCUGGGACUGAGAUGUGCGGAAUGGCUCCAGAAAUAUGUUGGAUAUGGGUGGGAAGCGCUGGAGCACAAAGGUGAGGGAGACAGAAUUCCCAUGGGAAUGUGGGACUUGGGAAUGUGGGAUUUGGGAGGGUGUCAGAGGUUUGCAAAGAGCUGCUGGAAUGUUUUCCCAGUGUCAGCCCCCAUUCCCUCCAUCCGUGUGCCCCAGGAUGGGGUGGGGACGGAGCUGCAGGCGCUGGGCAGCGGCAGGGUGUUCCAGGAGUUGUCUACCAGCGAGUGUUACUUCAUGAAUGGCACCGAGCGGGUGAGGUUCGUGGAGAGGUACAUCUACAACCGGCAGCAGUACGUGCACUUCGACAGCGACGUGGGGGUCUUUGUGGGGGACAACCCGCGUGGGGACAUCCUGGCCAGGUACGGGAACAGCCAACAGGAGUUUCUGGAGUACAAACGGUCUGCGGUGGACUGGUUCUGCCGGAAAUGCUACCAGAUCGCCACCCCGUUCCUUGUGAACCGCAGAGCUCAGCCCAGUGUCUCCCCCGUCUCUCCCAGUGCCCCCCAGCGUGUCCAUCUUGCUGGUGCCGUCAAGCUCCCAGCCCGGCCCCAGCCCCUGCUCUGCUCCGUGAUGGAUUUCUACCCUGCGGUGCAGGUGAGGUGGUUCCAGGAUGGGCAGGAGCUGCCGGAGCACGUGUUGGCCACCGACGUGGUCCCCAACGGGGACUGGACCUACCAGGUGCUGGUGAUGCUGGAAAUCCCCCCCCGGCGCGGGGUCACCUACACCUGCCAGGUGGAGCACGUCAGCCUGGAGCACCCCCUCAGCCGGCACUGGGAGAUGCCACAGGACAUUGUCCGUACCAAGAUCCUGGUGGGGGUCGGGGGCUUCGUGUUGGGUUUCGUCUUCCUGGCGCUGGGGCUCGGCUUCUACCUGCGGGAGAAGAGCUCCUGAGCCGGCAGCGGCUGCAGCCCCUCCCCGUGGCCUCGGGCCCAGCCAGGACCCCCCA